GCAUGAAGCUCUCUCGGCUCAAGUGUGUAUUAGCCAAUCAGAUGGAUCAAUGAUGGAUGAUGGAUGAUGGAUGACUACACCUACAGUACAUACAAUUCCAUAAAUCACAUGAAUCCUCUCACACCACCACACUUAUGGGAUUUUAUUGAAUUUUUAUUUUCCCCUCCCUCCAUCUUUCCAUUUCUUGAACAACAUCAUUGUUAUUGUUACCUCGACUUCUCUUCACGAUGAGAUGGUUAAUUAUUGAAUUAUUUGCUUGCUUGUUUGUUUGUCAAUUUUCAACCAGAAUUCCUACCAUCAUGGCAUGUUCACCGAAAAGAUACUCGAAAGCUCUGUAUGCCUCAGCUCUUUCUGCCUUGGUCUAUACCUAGUAUACAAUAUCUCAUCACGAGUUAAUCCAUCCAUAGGUAGGUAGGUAGGUAGGUACAUAUCUAUCUACACAUCCUUACACCGAGAAAAAGAUGGCAAUGCCGAUGCUAUUCAUCUGCGUAAUUCAAUCUACAGUCAAUCCACCAUCAAUCAGUCAUACAAAGAAAGACCCCAGACUCAAUAUUUGACUCAUAGUCUUAUCGAUAUCAAACGAAAUACCUGGGUCCCUAGGCAAAAACGAAUUAAGAAAGCUCACCUCAGCUGAAGACAUGGAAGCCUCGAAAACAAUCAAAUCGAAUUCAUUCAAGGCAACAAUUAAAUACCAUUAAUACAAUCAUUCAAUCAUUCCAUCAUCAGUCACAUACAUCAUCUCUCGUAUCGUUCGACAAUCCAAAACUUUCCGCGUCUUUCCAUCCGUCUUGUUUGUCUUUCCUGCCUGUUUCAAAAAAAAAUGCCCGAGAGAAAGCCACAAAGGGAAAAUGAGGGAGGGAUCCGAAGGAAACGGAUGGCUGUGCUCUCUCGUACUUCCAAGCUUCUUCACCAGUGCCUCCACGUACUUUCUACAUUCUUUCUACAUUCGAUCACUUCUUAUGGGCUGUGUCAAACAAAGCACCGGAUCAUGGGAAAUACCUCGUUUCCACUUCCCGAUCAUGACUGCUCCACCGGCGGGAGCCUUAAGCUUAGUUACUUUCAUUUCCCCUUUCACCUGAUUCCAUAUCCGAGCUUCAAGGUCGACGUCACCACCUAACCUCGAUUUUUCUUAUUGUACUUGGAUGCAAUCAUUCACCGAAGUGCUAUUGUCCAUUAGCUUGUGACUCAUUGGAUUGAAUUGACCGUUUUGAGUCAAAUAACACAUCCAAAGGCAGCCACCCAUUGGUUAGAUGGUUCAACCUGUCUCCGUCCUGAACAGGUAGAGUGGGCAAUGUCCUUGUUGGGCUUUUCUGUCAAUGGUUUUGCCUUAUUUGGAGAGCUGCUGUGUACAACAGGUAACAAGUGAAUGAUUUCAUUAGUCAAUUUCUCUGUUUCUCUUGCCCUAUAAUAAUUUGAUUAUACGGAAUUUGAAACAAUACUACAAUAUUACAAUACUCCAUUCUACGCCCUAUAUACCUCAUACGCGCUAGACGCCCUUUUACGAUACAGUAAAAUCAAACCUUUCGCCUCGCACAUCAAGCACAUAAAUAUUCCGAGAGUACCUAUCCGAGGAACUUAAAUGUCAUGCUCUGAUUCUCGUGGAUACACAUACACACAAAGAGAUACUAUCAUACAUCAUCGGGAAUCUUCCCCAAGAGACUCACAAUACUCGUACGAAACUCGUUCAUCUGAUUAUUACACCGGAUCAAACUCAAAUAUGUCGGGACGUUCAUCAAGCAGUGGACAAGGUUAUGGAUCUAGAGGAAGUGGUGGAGAACAAAGUGUGAAAUAUAGAGAUUCUGCUGCAGAAAAGAAAUAUAUUGAAGGAAAAACAUCAAGAAGUGGAUAUACUCAUGUCAUCAAUCAUGGAGACAGUCACAAACACUAUGAUUCUGCAGAACCGAGGGCAGGUGAAGGUAGAGAGUGUGAUUAUCAUUCUGCACGUCAUGAGAAAAGAGAGAAAUUGCGAACAUCGGUAAUUCGUCGUUGAGUAGAAUAAUAAGGGGGAUAAGUGGUGAUUUGGAGUGAGGCGGAGAAGUGGGGGCUACGCGACGCCACACUAAGGCUACAAGGUGGAAUUGUUUUUUGAGGUGUCGGUGAGAUAGUGUGGGAUAUCUGUUAUGGUUUGUACCUUGGGUGUUAUUGGGGAUAAUGCUUCUUCAGUUGGUGUGUGUAUGAAUAUGGGAAUAGGCAUAGAUGGCGUUAAGAGAGAUUUAAAUGGACAUAGUUCUUGGAUGGGAUUGCGGGAUUGCGGGGUAUUUGUUAGGAGUUUGGGAUGGGAUAUAUGGAAUGGGAUAAGAUGGGUUACACUCAAGUGGUUUUUCUAUAUAGGGAUGGAAUGGAGACUCGGAGGAUAGAGAUGUUUAUCUAUUGAACGUAUCAACAAUUAUAAUAACUUUACU
Botrytis byssoidea is the source of this 2402-nucleotide messenger RNA. RefSeq lists its product as uncharacterized. The coding region runs from base 1580 to 1990 and encodes 136 amino acids. NCBI's taxonomy places the organism in Eukaryota, Fungi, Ascomycota, Leotiomycetes, Helotiales, Sclerotiniaceae. The record is from RefSeq and is a predicted model, not a curated record. The transcript has 3 exons.